AUGUCGGCCGUCGAGAGCGAGGCUCCCACCAACGCCAACACCACCCAUAACAACAACAACAAUAACACCCACAACGGCAGCCAAAACGGCAGCCUUUCCCCUCCCAAAGAACGCGAACGCAACUCCCUGACCCUCGACCAGCGUCGCGCCCUCCGACGAUGGGCCAACUCGCAAACCGUGCGGCCGAGCCAUAAGGCCUGCAUCGAGUGGUUCCAGACACAAUACAACCAGACCAUCAGUCAAUCCACCGUCUCACAUUCCCUAUCACCCAAAUACGCCCGCCUGGACGGCGACCCUCAACUGUCCGGCUCCCGUUUACGCUUCGGCAACUGGCCCGACGUAGAGAAACUCGUCCUGCUGUGGCACCAACAAAUGGUGGCCUCGGGCCGACAGCCGUCCAACGAAGAGCUGGCCGAAAAGGCCAAGAACAUCUUCACGCAGCUGCCGCGGUACAAGGACGAAACCGCUCCCGAGUUCAGUCCCGGAUGGAUCCACCGCUUCAAGAAGCGCUACGGCUUACUGAUCCGUCGCCAGCGGCGCCACGGCACGGCACCCAACCCGGCCGAUGACAUCCCGUACCUCGUCGACGCCGUGGGCCGGUUCAUGAGCAUCACAGCGGACGUGUCGCCGACCGUCAUCCGCGAGAACAUCCUGCGCGUGGUCGGCGUCGAGCCCACUCUUGCCACCUGUGCAAAGGUCAGAGACGAAAUCAUCAGGAAGCUGGAGGGUCCUUCUCCCGGCGCUGCUGCUGCACGGGCAGCACGGACACGCAGGACAACCCCAUUCUGCUCUCAACACUACUGGCGGCCUUCCCCCCCGGCUCUGCCGUCAGGAGGAGACGUACCCAUGGGCGGCGUCUACUCACCCGACGACGACCCGGAGGUCGUCCUGCAAAACGCCCUGCGCGCCUUACAGCAAGAAGAAGCCGACGCGGAAGCCGAAGCCGCUGCCGCGAGGGAAGAGCGCGAGCGCGCUGAGCGUGGCCUACCGCCCCUCGGUACCAUAGCUGGACAAGCUUAUAAUGCCAUGUCUACACCUGCUCGUGGUGGUGGUGGUGCAAAUGGGACUACUACUACAGGGGCGAGGUUCGCGCCUGGUGCUAAUGGUGGUGCUGGUGGUGGUGCGGGGGCAGAAGAUCCGUUGACGCUGACGCCGAUUCCUAGUGGAGGACCGGUGUCGUUGACGGAUCGGCCAGUUAGAUGUCCUUUCUGCGUGAACCAGAGGAUGUUGAGGACGAUCAAGGAGGCGGUUGAGCAUAUGAGUACUCAUGUUGUUGUUUGA
This is a messenger RNA of Sordaria macrospora k-hell, 1281 nucleotides long. Lineage: Eukaryota; Fungi; Ascomycota; Sordariomycetes; Sordariales; Sordariaceae. The record is from RefSeq and is a predicted model, not a curated record.